AUGGAUCUCUACUCGACUUCCUUCACCAUCCCGCGCUCGAUCGGUGUCAGCAGCUUUGUCUCUGAUCCCGCCCCUUCGAACGCUAAUGCGGCUGCCUCCUCUUCGUCUAGCUUUGGCUUCGAUGCUCCCCGCUCGAGCCAGCAGGUAGGUUCGCGACCUGCUCCUUCAGCCUCGGCGGCACCCGAGCCUCCAGCCUCGUCACUUCCCGGUCGCUUCACCUCGAUGCGCUCCCGCUUCCCUCCCAGCGUCAAGGCCUUCAUGCCGAGUGCCUUUGGCGGCAAGCGCACCAACGACCGGAUCGUCGAAGCUGUGGGUGCAGAAAAGGCCGAGGUAGAUGCCGCCCCCGCCGCUGCUGCUGAUACGCCAGCCUCCUCGUCCCAGGCGUUCUCAUCCCCUCCCGAUGCCGAACACUCUCAACCUUUGGCUCCGAUUGGCGAGAGGGGAAACGCUCGUCCCCCCAAGCUAGUCAACCCGAAUUUGGCCAACAUCGAAGACAACGCGGGCAGUCAGCAUCGAGACAGCAGAUCCACUGUUGGCACGCGCUCCAGCUUCGAUGUCUCCUCGGCAGCUUCGUUCACUGCAGACAGCACCGCAGCUAGCAGCGCCAUUGGCGGCCACCCAUCGAGCGCUACGCAUUCGGCAUCCAAUUCGAUCUCUGCCAAUCAUCCCCAUCCCGAACGCGGCAUGUCCCAGUCACAGAGCAGCAAAGAUCUCCAAGAAGCCAUCCAGAAGCUCAGCUCGGAUGUCAUGGCCAACCACCAGUGCCUGGUCUCCUUUGCUCCCGUGCCGCAGCCCGACGAGUCGCGCGUCCCCUCAACACCGCUCUCGCAUCCCUUUGUCCGUCAGAGCUCCUUCUCCUCGCUGCAGAGCCUCGAUCAGCUACCCUUCCCCAACCCCAACGGCUCUAGCGGCUCUGGCUAUCCAUACCAGCAGUACCAUCCUCAGCCCAUCGGCACGCCAGAUUCGCACUCGUCCGCCUUCUUCCCCGGACGCACUGGAGGCGAAGCUCUUGGCUCUGGGUUCCCUGGUCUCAAUGCCAGCUCCUUGUCGCUCUCGUCGCUCAACCCACAGUCGGGCAGCCACAUCGCGCAAGAGGUCGGGCUCUCGUCUGCUCACCCGCUUCGAUCUCCGCAGCCCGGCGCCGUCGGUCAACCGCCGCGAGCCAGCUUCAGCGGUGCCUCCAAGCCGCCGCAGUACAAUUUCCACCUCAGCGGCGGCUACCAACAGGUCAUGAACGCACGUGGAACCAUCUUGCGCGAGAACCCGUUUAAGUUGACCUCAAGCAUCAAGGUGUCGCGCGCCGAUGUGUUUGAUGUCGCGCCUGCCACCUCGCCGCCGGCAAAGGAGAGCAUCAAAGAAGACGUUCGUCGCAAGCUCGACGAGGUGCAAGCUGCCACAGGCGCCACCAUCAUGCUCAAGAACAGCGAAGUUCGCGGCGCCGAUCUGGGCUACGGCCUCGAGACCGAGCGCAUCGUCGAGGUGCUCGUCUCUGGUCCUUUUGAGAGCGUCGAGCUGGCGCGUGUCAAGGUGCUCGUCAUCUUUGACGAGAUCGCUGGGCUUCGAUCCGAGACAUGCGAGAUCGACUACAAGCUGCACAACAUCAUUGGCGGUCGCAAGCGCUGCGUCUUGCAAAAGAUCGAAGAAGAGACCGGCACCAGCAUCUACUUGCCCAGCUCUUUCCUCGGCACCUUCGGGUCGGGUCUUGCGAACCGCAGCGAGGGCAAAGACGUGGGUGUUCACCAGAACCAAAUUCACAUUACGGGCGAGUUCUUUGGCGUUCAGCGCGCGCGCGACAUGCUCUUCCAGGUGUCGAUGCACAAGAGCAAAGGCAUCAUCUCGCGCGAUGCCGCCAUCCUGCCUCGCAAGCUCGACUGGAUGCUCACCGAGCGGCUCGAGGAGCUGCGAUCCAUCAUGAUCGACAAUGGCACAUUUGUCGCCUUCCCCUUGCUCGGCAGCCAGGCCAGCGUUAUCUCGGUGUUUGGUGACCAUCGCGUCAACAUUGAACGCACCAUUCGAUCCAUCAUGCAGCUCGCCUGCCAGUUUUAUGUUGCAUCGCUCUGGCUCCUGCCCGUCGGCUUUGACGUCUACAUGCCGUCGCAGGCCAACCUCAACCCUACGCAGGUGGCCCCGGUGCUCAAGCACGUCAGCAACGCUUCGGGCGCCGAGGUCGUGUUCAAGAGCAAUUGCUUCGAAAUCCACGGCCUCGAGUCCGAGGUGCGCACCGCUGUGUCGGCGCUGCUCGAGCUGGAUCUGAUCAAGAGCUUCAACUUUGAAGUGCGCUUCCAGAUCGAGCUGGCCAACGAGCACCGCGAGUUUAUCUCGGGCAAGAAGAACGGCAAGGUUAACAAGGUCAUGAAGCAAUGCGGCGUGCGUAUCAAGUUCGAGACGUUCAACGACUACAACUUUUUGAUCGAUGUCUCGGGCAACGAUCGCAACGGCGUCUUGCAGGGUCUGGGAUUGCUGCAAGAGGAGCUUCCCGCCGAGAUGUCGUUCCACGUUCCCGAGGCGUACCACAAGCGCAUCAUUGGCGUCGGUGGCAAGAACAUUCAGCGCAUCAUGAAGAAGUUUGGCGUGUACGUCAAGUUCAGCAAUGCGGAAGAGUUUGCAGCGCUGGGAGGAUAUUUGGACAACGAAGAUAACGUCAUUGCCCGCACACCUGCCAAGAAUGCGGCCAACCUCGAGAACCUCAAGCUGUCGGUGAUGGAAUUGGUCAAUCCGAAGGACAAGGACUACAUUAGCGAGACGGUGACGAUCUCGCGUCGCUACCACCGCACCUUGCUCGGCGAGAAGGCUAUCUUCAUUCAUGACAUCGAGAGCAAGACGAGCUCAAGCGUACGCUUCCCUGCACGAGAGUCGGCUUCGGAUUUGGUGACCAUCUUUGGGCCCGAGUCGCAGAUUCACAUCGCUGCGCAGAUGCUGCUUGACCACGUGCCCUUUGAGGCCGAAUUCCGCGCGCCCAAUUCGACUGAGUUGGCGGACGCCAUCCAGAGUGCCGAGUUUGGUGCGCUGGCCGAGCAGCUCAAGCGCGAUCUCAGCAUUGCUGUUUCGCCCGUGAUCGAGCAGCGACGACCGGGCGGCGAGGCCGUGUUUAAGCUGCGACUCAACAGGAGUAACACCGACUUUUUGCCUACAGCCAAGGACGCGAUCGAGGACUUCCUCAUCAACCGCAACGCCAACAUCUACGCUGCGCCGUCCAGGGCGCGCUCGGAUUCGUUUGCUUCAGCGUUCCCGCACUUUGCCAACAAGUUGCUCUCGACAGCGCCUGGCGCUGAGUCAAACGAAUCGUUCCACAAUGCUGCUGCUGCUGCGGCGGCGGCUGCAGCUGCUGAACAGGCGCGUGUCAAUGAACGCAGGCUGCGCGCUGCUGCCUCGACGCCUGAUAUCAAGGCACUGUUCGACUCGCCGGCUCAGCAUCUACAUGGUGGUCCUGGCUUCCCGUCGAGCACCGGUGUGACUGCAGCUACGGCCGCCAAUUCGCCUAUGAUUACGUCUUCUCUUUAUGCUUCGCCCUACGGCAACGGACGUGGCUUCGGCAGCGAUGUGUGGGGCGCUCCUACGCGUGCGUUCACUGCCAGCUCGGCUAGCAGUGCGGCGCCGAGCUUGAUCGGGUUGCCGCCUCCUGCUGUGGGUACACCUGGCGCCGGCCUGCCGAGUCCUGCUGGGCCUGGCCCCAUUGGUGCGGGUGUCGGUGGGCCACCAUCGGGUGGGAUUCAGUUCCCUUCGCAGCCCAGCCUGCAUCACCAACAAAGCGGACACCGGCUGUCGGACGAGAUGCACAUGAACCGCAGCUUGGAGGGCAUGUCGAUGGAUGACCGUGUUCAGGCAUUGAGGAAGCCGCGGUCGUUUGCGCACCGAGCCCAAAGUCUGGAUAUUGGCGCCAUGGCAGCGCAGCAGCAGGCUGCACAGCAGGCGGGUGGGAGCAUGAGCGUGGGCCCUUCGACGCCAUAUGGAUUGGGACCGAUCGGCACGGGCGCUCCAGGCAUGUCAGCCGGCCACUUCCCUGGCAUGGGAAGCUCUCAGGGCAGUUUCGGCGGAGGCGCGCCUCACCACCUGUACCAACCUCCUACGCCGCAGCAGCAAGCCCAGCAGCAGCAGCAGCAAGCGGGGUAUGGCAUGCCUCACCAGCCGCAGCACCUGCACGCCUCGUCUGCGAGCAUCUCGCGUCUGCCGCCCGGUCGCAACUCGCAGAACCCGGAUGCUUCGACGAUGGAGGAAGUGAGCCGCGUGCUUGCUCAGCUUGCGUUUGAUCGGGCAUGA
Molecule: messenger RNA, 4257 nt
Organism: Sporisorium graminicola
Lineage: Eukaryota; Fungi; Basidiomycota; Ustilaginomycetes; Ustilaginales; Ustilaginaceae
Exons: 1
Coding region: 1-4257 (1418 amino acids)
Biological process (GO): nuclear division
Cellular component (GO): cytoplasm; nucleus
Molecular function (GO): mRNA binding
Source: RefSeq, a predicted model, not a curated record